UAAUAAUAAUAAUAAUAAUAAUAACAAUCAGCCAAAUAUUAUCAGACUAAUCCUAAUCAGUGUUUAUUUAAAAAAUAAAGAUAUCACCUUUGGUUUACUGAUGUAUCAACAUACUAGUUCUAAACCAGCAAAUAUCAACAUUGAUACAAAUUUUUUUCUCAAGUGUUCUCGAACAGCCAACUUGUUGAUUAAAUAAUAAUAAUAAUACAUUUAUAAAUUAUAAAUCUAUUUUAAUAAUAAAAAUUGUUUGAUGAUAAUUCGAAUGAUGUCUCGAAUAGAGUUAUUGUGGAAGCAAGCGCUAAAAACAUUUACUGGAUGUGAAUCAGCAGGUUAUAAAAUGUGUAAAAAUAAUUUUGAUAAACUCCACAGUAUGAUAAAUGAUAUCAAGGCUGAGGAUGUGGGUGUUGAUAAACGAGUACUUGAUCAUGUUGAAAAUGAUGUUGCACCCAUGUGCUGUAUUGAUAUUUUUGAAAACAAUGAUAUUACAAUCGCUAUUUUUUUAUUGAAGCAUGGGGAAACUUUACCUUUGCAUAACCAUCCUGGUAUGCAUGGCUUAUUAAAGGUGAUUUGUGGUACAGUUAAAAUAAAUAGUUUUACCCCAUUUCAACUAACCGAAAAUUUACCAAAUAGCACAGAAGUAAAUGCACUGAAACAUCCGUCAAAAAUAGUUGAAAUAAAUGAUCCAGCAUGUGUAUUAUUACCACACGACCAAAACUUGCAUGAAAUAACAUGUGUUAAAGGCCCAGCAGCAUUUCUAGAUGUCUUGAGUCCACCUUAUGAAGGAGUAUCCAAUCGAAUGUGUACAUUUUUCAAGCAAGUACCCAAUUCAGCAUCACCAUCCUCGCCAUCGUCGGAGUCGAAAGAUAACUCACCGAUAAAAGUAAAAUUGAUAGUCACAGAUCAACCUCCGUGCUUCUACUCCACUAGUCUAAGAUAUCUUGGGCCUCCACUGAGGUGAUCGUAAUGAAAGUGUUGAUAUAUCAAUUAUCCAAAGCAUUUCCACUAAACCUUUGCAAUAUUCAUACUUUUCUGACCCUUUAGAUUUAUUUAAUAACUCUUUAGAUUUUAAGUAAAGCUAAGUACAAAAACUUUAGCAUCUACUUAAUUAGCAAUUAAUUUACAACUAAAUGACACUUUAAAUAAUAAUUAAUUUAAUUUUUUACGUCAGUACUUUGUUAUAGUACAAAAAUUUAGCAAUAAAUAUAUAAAUAUAACACUUAAAUUACUUAAUCCUAAAUAAAAUAAAGUAACUGGCGUGAUAUAAUUUUUUAUAGCUUAUACAUUAGUGGUUAUAUUUUUACGAGUAUGAUUUAUUUUUGUUAUGGGCAGUAAAGUUUACAAUUAUUACACUUUAUAAAUCAAUAGGAAGACAUCAGAAUCAUUGAACUGUUUAUAUAAGUUUUAAAUAAUCCAAAAUACAUUUACCAAAGGUUUAUCAGAAAAAAAAACUAAUAUUUAAAGUAGCAAUUAAGUUAUAACUAUCAUUCAAAUUUUUUGAUAAAAUAAUACCAUUUAUUAAAGUCUUAAAAUAUUCUAGGCCAAUUGACCAUUUAACGUGAUAAAAAAUUAAAUAAAUUUUAGUCACAAACUUGACACAGAUGUAAAUUUGUCUUUAAUAAUUUUAUGUAAA
Molecule: messenger RNA, 1630 nt
Organism: Cotesia glomerata
Lineage: Eukaryota; Metazoa; Arthropoda; Insecta; Hymenoptera; Braconidae
Product: 2-aminoethanethiol dioxygenase
Exons: 2
Coding region: 251-958 (235 amino acids)
Cellular component (GO): mitochondrion
Molecular function (GO): oxidoreductase activity, acting on single donors with incorporation of molecular oxygen, incorporation of two atoms of oxygen
Source: RefSeq, a predicted model, not a curated record